Molecule: messenger RNA, 1563 nt
Organism: Penicillium cosmopolitanum
Lineage: Eukaryota; Fungi; Ascomycota; Eurotiomycetes; Eurotiales; Aspergillaceae
Exons: 1
Coding region: 1-1563 (520 amino acids)
Biological process (GO): positive regulation of transcription by RNA polymerase II
Cellular component (GO): nucleus
Molecular function (GO): transcription cis-regulatory region binding; DNA-binding transcription factor activity
Source: RefSeq, a predicted model, not a curated record
AUGCUCGGCCGAGGGAGAGCCCAGCAACGCGGACCUUUCUCGGUGUUCUCCGCUGCGAGUUCGGCGUCGGACAAUGAGGAUGUGGACGAGGGAUUGAGUGUUCAUAAUGAACAGUCGCCAUCAUUACGGGUUACAGAUGAGGAAUCCGGUAGCCGGACUACACGAUCUUUCGAAAAUGUGUUGGAAGACGGUGGAAUAACCCCUGGCAUCGACGAGCCUGUCCAACCUGUGGCAUCAACCAGUCCUCUGAGUGGGACUCAAAGUACAGAGUCGCCAUCGGUAUCAUCCGGGGCUCUCACUCAGGCUCAGACUAGUCAUGCGGCGAAUAAUGCGAUCUGCUCUGUCGACAAGCAGCAUGCAUCCAAUUACGAUCGCCAAAGAAAACCUCUACUACCCGACAGCUCUCCACCAACAGAUAUGUCUUUCAUGAUGGCAAUAAACCCGAUUCAACUCCCUAGACCCGAAACUGAGCUAGUUCAUCACUGGGUUGUCUUCCUAAGUGGAAGCAUGAUGCUGAUCGACACUCCCGACAACCCAUGUCGGACAAUAUUUAUGCCAAUGGCGCUGAAAGGACUUGAUACGCCCUCAACAGAAUCAAACAUCCACCUAUCUAUAUUUCAUGCUAUAUGCGCGUCGUCCGCUUUUAGCCUUUUCCACCUCCGCCGCGACUCGCACUACCAAUCGUUGGCAAUGCACCACGACCAACUUGCCUUACGACAUCUAAGAUACAAUCUGCAAAAGGCACGGCGCUUGGAUGAGCCGACGCUAGCGGCGGUCCUUUCUUGCAUUACAGCAGAAGCUAUGUCCGGACGGAGAGGUCGUUGGAGAGCACAUGUCGCUGGCGGCCUGGGUCUUCUUGAAAACGAAUUGAAUGGAGGCUGGGUUCGGGGGCCGACAGCUUCACGCUUGCUGCAGAGCUAUCUCUCACUUUCGUCUCUCUGCAACCUGCCCAUGUCGACGCAGAUGAUGUCUUUACUCAAUGGCCCGUCAGAGCUGCGGCACUAUCUCGAAAGAUCGCACGGUAUAACGACUCCGCUGGUCCAGCUAUUAGCACAAAUGACGACCAUGAACGCUUCAAAAGAGGAAAUAUCCACAAGGGAACUGGAUGAACUGGAGCUGCAGCUUUAUCUCAAUUUCCCAUCUCUAUCUGACCCAGACGCCCCAGGGUCGACUACUAUCCAACAUGCUCUCAACUCUUUCUACUACGCCACGAUCAUUUACUUCAGACGCACUCUUCGCCACGCGCCCCUCGGUGAGGUACAGGAGCUUGUGGAGAAAGCUGUGCAUGAAUUGGAGGCGGUGGAUAUCUUGAAGAACGAUAAGGGUGGGUGUGCCUACAAUUGGGCUAGCUUUGUUGUUGCGGCCGAGUGUCAGUGUCCGGAUCUUCAAUCUCGAAUGCUGGUCUCAUUUGAUAAAAAGGCAAAGCACGGGAUUGAGAACACAAUGGUAUUGUUUGAAAUUGUGAAGACCCUCUGGGAUAGAAGGGCACAGGCCGGAAGUGACGUGGACAUUCAAUGGCAGGAAAUUGCCAAAGAGACCGACUUCGAUAUUAUGCUUGUAUAA